UACACAUUCAACGAUGGCCAAAGUUCUGGAUUUCAGUACGACAACUAGAAGGGUGAUUUGACGAAAGAUAUACACCUUCAACAGGACUCAUCCGCCAAACCCUACAAUUCUCAAGGACAACCAAUGUAGCUGUUCCAGCUACUUGAAAGGCUGGAUAUUGGAUAGAUAUCUGCAUCAGCAUCUACUAUCACCCAAUCGAGUGACAUAUUAUUGGAUAGCUUUAUUAUGACGCAGACAAAGAGUACGGCGGACAGUCUUACGAACGAGACAACAGAACAUCCAACAUCACCAUCAACCACAUCAACCACAAAAAUGCCCCCUCUCCCCCUCCCACCCAACCUCAAAUUCGGCCCAUUCGCCAUCUCCAACCAAGUCUUCCACAUCUCACCAUCUCGCCUAACAUUCGGUCUGGUGAAUCUCAAACCCUUGUUACCCGGGCACAUCCUCAUCUGUCCCGUCCGAUCAGUGCCACGACUAUCACAACUCAACGGCGAGGAAACAGCCGAUCUAUUCAACACGGUUCGAAGAGUGUCACGGACACUAGAACGACUGUAUUCAGCGACGGCGAUGAAUGUAGCUGUUCAAGACGGGGUUGAUGCCGGUCAGUCGGUGCCGCAUGUCCAUGUCCAUGUGAUUCCGAGGCGAGGUGGGGAUAUGGAUGAGAGAGGGGGUGGGGAUGCGAUUUAUGAGUUGAUGGAUGGCGAGGAAGGGGAUUUGGGAAGUCAGUUUUUGGAUGUGUGGAGGAGGAAUAGAGGGAGGAUUGAGGGGCAACAGCUAAACGGACGUGGUGGGGAAAGGAGGGAGUUUGCUAAGGGGCCGGAUAGUGAUAGAGAGGCCAGGUCGGUGGAGGUUAUGAUGAAGGAGGCGGAGUGGUUGAGGAGGGAGAUGGAAAGGGACGGGGAUGGGAAGGAGGAGUAAGUAAUGGGUUGGAAUACUAGAGAUAGAUAGGUAGGGAGAAAGAGAUACACUGUAGUACAAUAUGGGUGGCCGAU
Exophiala mesophila is the source of this 992-nucleotide messenger RNA. RefSeq lists its product as uncharacterized. The record is from RefSeq and is a predicted model, not a curated record. Bases 226 to 918 code for a protein of 230 amino acids. Gene Ontology annotation, molecular function: catalytic activity. NCBI's taxonomy places the organism in Eukaryota, Fungi, Ascomycota, Eurotiomycetes, Chaetothyriales, Herpotrichiellaceae. The transcript has a single exon.